Messenger RNA from Amoebophrya sp. A25, 3557 nucleotides. Lineage: Eukaryota; Dinophyceae; Syndiniales; Amoebophryaceae. The record is from the annotation of a GenBank genome assembly.
CUGAGUGUUGCGCCGCCCGGGGCUCUAACGGUAGGGCAGCUGCGGGAAGUCCACCGCAAGUAUUUUGAGCCGCGUUGGCGCGAUCACAACUGCUUUCGCUCACCUGGGCCAUUGCAGUACGGAACGCAAGAGGAUCUAUCUGCUCACCCACGUGGUGAAGAGGAUCCGCAGCAGCUCCCCUUUACAUUGCUCUCGCAGACGCUCUCCGCAACGGAACUUGCCGCGGCGAUUCAGAGCGAUGCAGAGGAAUUCUUGGCACAGAGUGAAGAAGGCAACGAUUCAAAAGAACAAUGUGAGAUGAGAGAAGUCCCGGGUGUGUCCCAGCAAGGAGACGAGGUGAAGCGCAUGGGUGCGAGUGGGUAUCGCUUGGCAGUGAGGCCUUUGCAACCUACUUUGGGAAUCGCUCCAGAACCGUCCACGAGCACUGACGGCGUCCUUGAUGACAAGACCAGGGAGCAGAUAGAAGCCAGGAGUCCGCAGCGACAAGACACGGCGGCGUCUGCUGAAUCCGGCGGUAGCGUCGCCCGGUUUCGUUGGAACGGUGGCGCAUAUGGAAUCGAAGAAGUAGGCUGGAGGCGAAGCCGGUAUGUAGUGGGUGUGCGCUCUAGAGCUGACGACGCUUCAUCUGGCAUCCCUUUCUCCGAACGGAUCCCUGCGAACCGCCCGCUGAACUCUGCAAAACAAGUUGGGCUGUUGCCGUCAUCGCUUCUUCAGGGUGGUUCUGUUGACACCGCCUUACCAUCUAAGUUCUCGGGGCGUCUGUGUGAGAGCAGCGCAUUCAACCGAUUUUACGUCACCAUCCGGGGUUACGAGUGCCUCAGUGCACUUGAGAGGCAGCGGAUAGAGUACGAACCGCGCCUUCCAGACGUUCUGAAGCAACCCUUGCAAGUGACGGACGAGGACAUGACAGCCAGAAUGUGCCUCGACAGUAUGGCUUCAGUCUUUCCGCGAACCGCCAACUUACAAGCCAUUCAGCUGCGACCCCUGAAACAACCUUUAGCCUACGACGUGGCAGAGGCCCCGCUGCUUGCGAAAGCGCAGGGGGAUGAAACUCUUAAGGCCUUCCUGACGACGACGAGCACGGGUAAUUAAAAAGAUCGAAAUUAUUCCACCACAAUUCUGUCGUGAUAUGAUGCUUCGCAAGAACUACCCAUAAAGCACGAGUAUCUUUUCUUCUUACUAACUUCUUUAAGAUGUUUAUUUCUUCAGACAUACACGACUGGACUUGACAGAAUCGUGAGUCUGUUUGCAGCACAAUUUUGAGAGAUGCAAAUGCAGCGCUUUUCUCUUUCAUUUUCAAGGACCUGGAUGAUUUGGUUGCGCUAGACAACCUUAUACAGGGUGCCCUGGAUUCCGAAAUGUGGAACGACGAGACGAGAGCAGCAGCGGCGCGCAUGCUUGCAGCAUCAGCGGCCGCGGAAGACGACAGCCUUGCCAAUUUGCUAGCGCUCAACGUUUCUAGGCCCGUUCCCUCCAGCGCUUGCACGGAGAGGACCGAUGAGGGAAGCCGAUCCGGUGUUCCGCUGCUGCACCUAAUAGGAAACAGCUUAUGCUUCGUUAGCGAAUUAUUAUAGUAAUAGUUGUUGUGCCAGGGCCUUCGCUGAGGCUCUGAAACAUAAUACCUGCUCCUGGAAGAAUUUUCCGUGCUUCUUUUUGUUGUGCUGGGUAGGUCAACAUCAAUCCUUUCUUAUCGUUGUCACGUUUACAUUCAAUAGAUAGCAUCUGAAUCAAGAUAUUACUAGACUUAAGCGCCCGGCAGCACUCAUCCCACUAGAAUCCUCCACCCUCUGCACGCACUUCCCCCGCCAUUGCGUGGCCUCGCUUGCCCGGCCCCUUCCCUACGCGGCCACUGUCUGGCGGAGUUGAUCGGUGGAACACAAGAGUCGGGCCCUUGGCGGCCUGCGGCUAUUGAAAAGGCACGCCUGGAAAUGGUAAGCCUGGGAGCUUGUUGGUCUUCUGUUAGGUUUGGCACCUUUGCGGAAGGCUGAAGCGUUUAUUAAGGGUAGGCUAAAGGUGCUUCUGUUACCGCUUGUUAUGGCUCUCCUAAGCUAAGGCUAAGGGGGACAGCCACAACAAGCGGGAUAAACGAACACCAAAAGCCUACCUCUAAGUUUAUAACUUUCAAACUUUUAGAAUCCGCCGACUUUGAAGAAACUUACCUUCGCGCUCAGUUUUUUUUUAAAUAUAUUUAUAUUGUUUUCGAUAAUCAAAAACUUUGCCAUUUUCGCGCUUUCAAGUUUGGGCCUUCGGUUUUUGCUCAUUUUAUCGCACGCUGUAGCGCGCGCUGUAGCGUUGUAGGCUUCACGCUGAAGGCUUGAAGCCUCAAGGCGAUGGAAGACUUUGAGUCCAAUCCUUUUAGAAUUUAUCUUCCUUCGAUAAAAUCAAAGACUUCGUUAUUUUCGGGGUUUCAAGUUUAGGUCUUGCUUCAGUCUAAAACCUUUCAAAGCUCCAAAGCUUUUAACUUUGUCGCCAACAAAAUACGUACUUAAGUUUAAGCGCCACCUUUAAAAUUUAUCUCCCUUUGAUAAGAUCAAAAGCCUUGCUAUUUUCGCGCUUUCAAAUUUAGGGCGUCAACUCUUUCCAAAGUCCCAAAGUUUUUAACUUUAUCGCCAACAGGAUAAACCUAAGCGCCAGGGUGGCGCGUUGUAGGCGUCAGGCUGAAGGUUGGAAGUUCAUAAGUUUAAGUUCAUAAGUAGCUCGCAACUAGUUCUGAAGUAGUUCGUAAGUAGUCCAUAAGUAGCUCAUAAGUAGUUCCUAAGUAGUUCGUAACCGUAAGUAGCUCGCAGGUGGCUCAUAAUUAGUAGCUAAGUGGUUCAUAAGUAGUUCGUAAGCAGUUCGUAAGUAGUUCGUAAGUAGGUCAUAAGUGGUUCGCAAGUAGUUCGUAAGUAGUUCGUAGGUAGUUCGUAGGUAGUUCGGAAGUAGUUCGGAAGUAGUUCGGAAGUAGUCCAUAAGUAGUCCAUAAGCAGAGCAUAAAUAGCGCCUAAGUUCAGAAGUUCCUAAGUUCGUGAGUUCCUAAGCUCGUGAGUUCAUGGGUUCGGGGUUCGGAAGUGGAGGCGUGAGGGUUUACGGCUCGGAAGUGGGAGAGUGAGAGCCUGGGGCGCGGAAGUGGAAGAGUGAGAGUUUGGGGCUCGGAAGUGGAAGAGUGUGAGUUUCUGGGGGUCGUUGUUGGUUUUUAAUGUAGCUCUUUAAUUAUAUUGUAAGUUCUUGUAGCAUUUUUAGAACUACAAGAAAAUAAAGGCACGUUUGUGAUUUCAGCUUGAGCGUUCUGUUUCUGUCUCUUUCAUUCGUCGAGGGCGGGGCAGCAGCACGAAGCGCUUUGCAGAAGGCGAGUGGGAGCGAGGAAAGUACGGCGGAAGAUGGAGCACGCAAGGGAAGUUUUUCAGGCGUGAAGACCGGUCUGGUUGUGCAUCAAACUCAGACUCGACCUGACAAUACUACUGACUCGCGACCUGCAAACCAGCAAGAUAGCUCCCACAAGAUGCCAGGUCUUCCGAUAAGCAUCAGCCGCGAAUCCAUGGGUACGCAUAUUCAAUCGGAGCGUGGUUUGCCAACAAGCG